Molecule: messenger RNA, 1764 nt
Organism: Hipposideros armiger (great roundleaf bat)
Lineage: Eukaryota; Metazoa; Chordata; Mammalia; Chiroptera; Hipposideridae
Gene: KPRP
Product: keratinocyte proline rich protein
Exons: 1
Coding region: 1-1764 (587 amino acids)
Source: RefSeq, a predicted model, not a curated record
AUGUGUGACCAGCAGCCUCUCCAGUAUUGCCUGCCACCCCCCCAGUGCUGUGUGAAGGGGUCCUCUUUCUUCCCCUCCCCCUCUCCCUGUGCUCCAAGCCAGGUGGUGGUCCCUUGUGAGAUGCAAAUUGUGGAGUGCCCUGCACCAUGCCCAGUGCAAGUUCCCCAGGUGGCGUGCCAGGCUCCCUGCCAGUCCCAGACCACGGCAGUGAAAUGCCAGGCCCCAUGCAAGUCUAAAACCACCAAGGUGAAGUCCCAGGCUCCGUGCCAAUCCCAGCCCACGCUGGUGACUGGCCAGGCUCCGUGCCAGACUCUGUGCCAGGCUCCGGGCCAGGCUCCGGGCCAGGCUCCGGGCCAGGCUCCGGGCCAGUCUGAGGUUUGCUACGUGCAGUAUGGAGCCCCCGGCCCUGUUCAGACCUGUUAUGUAGACUGUGCUCCCGUGUAUUACACAGAAACUUGCUAUAUGGAAUACCCAGUCCAGACCUAUGUACCCUGUCCAGCUCCCCAGCCCAUCCAGACGUAUGUACCGUGUCCCCCAGCGUGCCAGACUCAGCGAGGAUUCUCCACUCAGGGCCAAUAUCAGGGCUCCUUCAGCGGCUGUGCCCCCCAGCGUCAGUCUCGGGCUUCCGUUAGGCCUUAUGCACCCCAGUGCCAGCCCCAGGGCUCUUACGGGAGCUUUCCCGCGCAGCAGCGUCGCUCUCAGAGCACCAGCAGAUGCCUCCCCCCUCGCCAGCAGCAGCCCGCCUACCGCAGCUGUUCCCCACCGCGACGUUCUGAGCCCUCCUACAGCAGCUGCGUGCCAUCAGGGUGCGCUCCCGGCUCCUCCAACUACUGCACCCCGCCCCGCCGCUCCGACCCCAUCUACCACAGUGGCUCUUCUAGGGCUCCCACCGCAAGCUGCCCUCAGAGAAGUGGACCUAAGUGCCGCAUAGAGAUUUCCUCGCCUUGCUGCCCCAAGCAGGUCCCCCCGCAGAGGUGUCCGGUUCAGAUUCCUCCCAUCAGAGGCCGCUUCGAGAGCUGUGCUCCACAAUCUUCCUGCGGUGCCUCCUGCCCGGACCUGAGACGGUGUGCUGACCCACGUCCACCCCGUCCACCCCGGCGAUUUGACCAAUGUCCUGAGCCAUCACUGCCGCGAUGUCCGCUUCCGGCCCCACGUCCAUUUCCGCGCCCAGAACGAUGCCCAAGCCCAGAGCCCCGCCGGUGUCCACCACCAAGGCAACUUUCGGAACCCUGUCUGUUUCCGGAACCGUGUGCGGACCCACGUCCAGCCCCGCGUUCUCGCCCAGCGCAGCGUGAGUUUCCGGAGCCACGUCCACAACCACAGCCCCGCGAGCGCCCAGAGCCUUGUCCCCUUCCAGAGCCAAUUCCCCUCCCAGCACCCUGCUCAAGCCCAGAGCCACAUGUCCAGCCUCGGCGCUGUCCCAGCCCAUGCUCAGGCCCAAAUCCAAUUCCAAGGUCAGGAAACCUAGGGUGUCAGGAGUCCCGUCCAUACCACCUGGACAUAGAGGCUCCCAGCUGUGGACCAGCUGGUUAUAACCAGUGUGGUGAGAGUGGUGCUAGCUACAGACCUUGUGAUGUGUUCCCAGAGCCACAGGGUCUGGGAGGUUAUGGAAGUAAAGGAGGCACCGGUGGCGCUGGAGUGAAAGGUGGAGCCUAUGCUGGCGCUGGAGUGAAAGGGGGAGCCUAUGCUGGCGCUGGAGUGAAAGGUGGAGCCUAUGCUGGGGCAAAGGGUGCCUAUGCUGGGGCAAAGGGUGCCUAUUUUUAA